Elephantulus edwardii (Cape elephant shrew) is the source of this 1614-nucleotide messenger RNA. It is a transcript of the gene TTC24, whose product is annotated as tetratricopeptide repeat domain 24. NCBI's taxonomy places the organism in Eukaryota, Metazoa, Chordata, Mammalia, Macroscelidea, Macroscelididae. Gene Ontology annotation, molecular function: protein binding. Bases 1 to 1614 code for a protein of 537 amino acids. The transcript has 9 exons. The record is from RefSeq and is a predicted model, not a curated record.
AUGUCUUCCUCCACUCUUGAGAGCACUUCUCAAGAGCCUGGGCCUGAGCCCUCAAGCUGCAAGAAGAAGAAGAAGAGAAAGUGGCUGCAGCAAGAGACCAGCAUCCAGGCCCUCACCAGGGCUGGCCAUCGUGCUCUGCAGGCAGGCCAGCACCAAGAGGCAUUGGCCAAUUUCCAGAGGGCCUUCCUCCUGGCCUCUGAGGCCCCGCGAGGCAGAGACACUCCUGUUCUCCGGGCCUGUGCCUUCAAUCUGGGGGCUGCCUACGUGGAGACUGGGGAUCCAGCCAGAGGUCUUGAACUGCUCCUGCGAGCCCAACCUGAAGAGGAGGCCCAGGGCGGGUGCCAUGGUGACCAGUGCUUCAAUGUGGCUCUAGCCUACCAUGCACUGGGUGACUUGCCUCAGGCUUUGAUCUGGUACCACAAGGCCUUGGGCCACUACCAACCACAGGGUGACCAGGGAGAAGCCCAGGCAAAAAUGGGAGCCUGCUACCAAGCUCUGGGACAGUCUGAGCUGGCAGUCCCCUGCCUGAAGGAAGCAGGUCGGGCCUACGCCCAGGCAGGGCAACACCGAGCCGCUGCCCUGGCGAUGGGGGCUGCGGCAGGGUGUAUGCUGAAGAGCAGGCAGCAUGGGGUGGGUGAGGUGGUGCAGGUGCUGGAGGAGAGCCGGAGGCUUGCUGAGAGGAGCACUGAGCAGGGCUUGCUGGGACAACUAUAUAAUGACCUAGGACUGGGCUACUCCCAGCUCCAGCUGUUCCCACUGGCAGUGGAAGCUUUCCUGCAGGCCCUGCCCCUGUGCCAGGAGCCAGGAGAAGAGGCCACAGUGCUGAGAAAUCUCGGAAUGGCCCACAAUGCCCUUGGCAACUAUCAGGAAGCACGGGAGUUUCACCAGAAGGCUGCUGACCUGCAUGGCUCUGUGGGACAGCGGUGGGAGCAGGGCCGGAGCUUUGGCAGUCUGGCAUUUGCACUGAGUCAGCUGGGGGACCACAAGGCAGCAAGAGACAACUACCUUCAUGCCUUGCAGGCUGCCCGGGACACUGGGGAUGUGAAGGGACAGUGGCAAGCCUGUGAGGGUCUAGGGGCUGCUACAGCCAGAUUGGGGCAGUAUGAUCAGUCCUUGAAGCAUUAUAAAGAAGCACUGGUCCAGUGCCAGAAGGAGCCGGAUUCUGUGAGACAGCGCCUGGUGGCUAAGCUGUCAGAUGCCAUGAGGAUCCAUUUGGCCCAGGGAGGGCUUGUCCCGACACACACCCUGGCCGUUGCUGGUGGGGCCUGCCCCGCGGGGACCGCAGCCAAUGUGGCGUGGGGCAGAGUGGAUGGCCCGCGCAGAUCUGCUGGUGGGUGGGAAGGCGAAGAAACUGAGGAAGACCACGAGGAGAGAGAGGAGGGACCAGCGGACCUUCCCGCGAGGUCUCGAGCGUGGAGACCGCAGCGUGAGUUCGCUCCAGGACCUAGGACGCAUCUCUUACUUGGAGCCUCAGGCCGCCCCAGAACGGAGUGUCUUGACAUCCCAGUAUCCAAUGGCCCUCAAGCCAAUAGGUCAUCCACAUGGUCCAGGGAAGUUCCCAGCAGGAAUUCCCAGAGGAAACCCACUGAGUCUGGCUUCUGUACCAUCAUGUGA